AUGUCCGGGUUCAGCUUUGGUGCCGGCGGUGGCGAAGCUAAGAAGCCGGCCGGAGCUGGAGGUUUCUCCUUUGGGGGGGCUCAACCUACUGCGACGCCCGCGGCUGGUGGUACUUCUUUUUCGUUUGGUACGGCUGCUACACCUGCGGCAACGACGACAACUUCUACUGCUGCGCCAUCGUUCAGCUUUGGUACGGCUGCUACGCCUGCGGCAACGACGACAACAACUUCUACUGCUGCGCCAUCGUUCAGCUUUGGAACGAAGCCAGCAUCGACGACGACGACGACUUCCACUGGAGGUGGUCUCUUUGGUGCUGCGACAACUGCUACAACAACAACUGGAGGAGGCGGUCUUUUCGGCGCAGCACCAGCAGCAGCAGCACCAGCAGCACCGGCCGCAGCAGCAACAACAACUGGGGGAGGCGGUCUUUUCGGUGCGGCACCUGCAGCCACGCCAACUGCGGCCACACCUGCCGCGCCAUCCUUUAGCUUUGGUGCGGCUAAACCUGCGACGACAACGCCAGCCGCUGGAGGAAGUGGACUCUUUGGUGCGGCCAAACCAGCGACGACAAAAACAGAAGCGGCCAAACCCGCUGCAACAGGUGGUAGUCUUUUUGGGGCUGCAGCAGCGCCGGCAUCUACUCCAGCUGCUCCAACGACGACAACGGCAGCGGCGGCAACAACGACAAAAUCAACAUCUUCCGCCUUGGCGCCUCCGCCGGUGAAUUUAUCGAGACCGACCGACUUGGUCGGCAAAUCCGUCGGCGAAACGUUACAAUACUGGAACAAAGAACUCGCGCAAAGAACCGCGGAUUUUAAGAAAAAAGCACAAAUAAUAGCAGAUUGGGACGAGCAAAUCGUCGAACGGCGGAGGGAACUGUUCGAGAUGCAAGUCGAUUUAGUCAACGCGAAAUCCCAACAAGACGUCAUGGAACGGCAAAUUCGCGUCAUCGAACAACACCAAGAAGAUACCGAACGCGCGUUGACGGACAUGGAAAACGGCGUCGAUCGUUUGUACCAACAAUUAGGCGAAACAUUAGACGUCGAUCGAGACGUCAGCUCCACGGCUCGUUUAUACGGAUUAGCCGAGCAAGUCUCCGGGCAGAUUUUACAAAUCGGCAACUCCUUGCGAGACGCGAGCAAAACAAUUUCUCGUUACCAAGCCAUGCAAGAGCAGAGAGGUUUACGGAAAGGCGACGGCGAUGCCACGCGAAGUUUAGUCUCCGCGCUGAACAAUCAACUCAGCGCGUUGAAGCACAUCGAUAGACAGUUGGAUCUCGCCACGAAUAGGAUCGAGAAAGAUCGGUUUUUAUCAUCAUCGAAGUAA
This is a messenger RNA of Bathycoccus prasinos, 1326 nucleotides long. RefSeq names its product structural constituent of nuclear pore, nucleoporin 62. NCBI's taxonomy places the organism in Eukaryota, Viridiplantae, Chlorophyta, Mamiellophyceae, Mamiellales, Bathycoccaceae. The coding region runs from base 1 to 1326 and encodes 441 amino acids. Gene Ontology annotation, molecular function: phospholipid binding; structural constituent of nuclear pore. Gene Ontology annotation, biological process: protein import into nucleus; RNA export from nucleus. The record is from RefSeq and is a predicted model, not a curated record. Gene Ontology annotation, cellular component: nuclear pore; nuclear pore central transport channel. The transcript has a single exon.